This is a messenger RNA of Linepithema humile (Argentine ant), 3678 nucleotides long. The record is from RefSeq and is a predicted model, not a curated record. NCBI's taxonomy places the organism in Eukaryota, Metazoa, Arthropoda, Insecta, Hymenoptera, Formicidae.
UCAGUUCUCCACUGCGCUCCGUGUGAAGCGGAGCUUUCGACGUAACGUCCUCUCGCUCUCCCUCUCGCUCGCCGCGCGAUCCGCGAGGGAUCGAUUUCCCCGAUCGAGAUUCGUCCUGCGGCAGAGUCGCGUUUACACAGGAGUCGCGUUGCAGGAAGUAGGUCGGUUCUGAUCGUCGAUCCGACGUGCUUUCAGGAAGAGAGCCGGGCGGGCUGAAGGGGCGAAAGAAGGGACGAGAUGCUGCGAGUGAUCUGAAACGAGAGAGGGCCUGAACUAACUUGAGAGUGAUACCGGGAGAAGCCUCGAGAAGCCCCGGAAGACCCGCCUCCGGGAACGAGCACGAUUCAGGAUUCAGCACGGAACGAUGCUGAGAUCGACCGAGCUGCCCAGGUGGCUGCUGUUGGCGGGACUUUUGUGCUGCUCGUCCUGCCAGAGCGUACCGUUUUCCUUCGAGAAUAAACCGGUAAGCGGCCAGAAUGACAGCCGGCCGCGGAUAUUCUCGCCCAGGAUGGACUACGACGAGUGGACGCCGCUGGGACGCGGCGAUCCGCUGAAGAACAACCCGACCUACGACUACGUGCCGCCGGUGCUCGAUCGGGUGCAGUACUGGCUGGACUCGCAGCAGCACACGACGGAGCCGUCGUCGAAGCGCGACAUCCUCGUGCUCGGCGUGACCGCGAAGAAGACCAGCCCGAAGAUACCCGAGCAGUUCCUCAAAUUCGUCGACGGCCCCAAGUUGACGCGCACCGGCGGCCAGGUUGACGCGGCGUCCUACAGAAACGACUUCACCGGCAGCACCGGCGCCGAGCCGCCCAAGGUCCUACGCACCACCAGCUUCCGCAACGGCCUGGUCGACUACAGAAGUCAGAACAGCCUGCAGUCGCUGCCGGCCAGCUACUAUCCGAGCCCGUAUUACAGCCAGAAGAUGAAGCCGUACACGAUGAUGAUGCCGCCGCCGUUGGUGCAGAAGGCCGAGACGUCCACCGGCUACAACGUCGGCGCGUACAAGGACAAGCUGAUCGGAUACGUGGACGCGUCCGUGCCGCCGUACAGCACGCAGACGGAGGAGGGCCCGGUGCUGCAGGACACCCAGUACUACGGCGCGCCCUCGAAGAAUUACGGAUACUACUCGUCCGCGCCCUUCUCGAGGCCGUUCUCCACGUCGAAGGCGCCGCCGAGCAAGCUCGAGAUCGUGAAGAGCGCGCCGUCCGCGUCGCAGAGCACGAAGACGAGAUACGAGGCGACGACCGCGGCGCCGUCCGUGUCCUUCGAGAAGUCGAAUCUCAUCUAUCAGUCGACGCAGACGUUGUCCGGCGGCUGGCUGGUCAACAACGGGCCCACGUCCUCCACCGGCUUCCCCCCUGCCAACCAAGUCACCUGGCAGACGCCGGAUUAUUCCAGAGACCACUACGAGGUCGAUCAUCACACCGCGGCGUCGUCCAAUCACGAGGUCGUCGUCGGCCAGAACGCGAACAUCAUUGUCGACGUGAACGGCAACGAGAACGAGGAAGUGGUCGUGGGUCAGAAGGAAGUCAGCACCGAGGCGACGUCCUCGACGUCCGAGAGCGUCACGCAGACGUCCGCCGCUUCCACCACGACGACGGAUUCCGGCGUGCGGGAGGAGGAGGAGGAGGAGGAGGCCGUGACCGACGCGCAGACUUCGCAAAAGAUGCACAUUGUCGUCGCCAACUCGCCGUCCAGCUUGACGAUGGAUCUGGAGACGCACAAGGCGAAGAAGGGCCCGGUCUCCGUGGUGCUGCCGACGAAUUACGUCGAGAGGAACUCGUCAUCGGCGAUGACGUUCCACGGCGACGCUUGGGAGGAUCCGGCGACGUCCGAAAUGACGAAGACGACUCAUCAAGCGGGGAAAUCGCAGCCGCAGCCGGCGCGCAACGCCGCGACGAGCUCGCCGCCGCCGAUCCCGACGGAGGAUCGUUUCACAGUUUCCUCCGUGCCGAACAGGAUGCUCUCGCAGAUCACCCAUCAGCCCUCCCAUUCGCCGUCCGCCUCGGUCAUGCCGACCAGACAGCACGUCGGCGCUGGCCCGCACAUGUUCGUCCCGCCGCAGGCGGCCUCGCAGUCCGUCGUGCGUCCUCAGAGCAGACCGAAUCACGCCAUGAUGCACUUGAUCGGCAGCAUGCGCCCCGGCUUCCGACCCUCUCCGCCGGCGUCGAUGUCGCACAUGUCGCCGCCGAUGGCGCACAUGCACUCGCAGCCCAUGAAGAGCAUGAUAGCGCCGUCGCCGAGCAUGGAGCAGCUUCAUCAGCGGCCUCUCCCGCAACUGUUCCCCGUCACUUUCACCAAUCCACCGUCGACCCUGGGCACGCACGCCACCGGGCCCGACGAGCAGCCGAUCGAUCCGCACCGGCCGUCUCGACCGCCCGCGACGAUCGUGCGCCCCUCAGCGUCCACCACCGCUCCGUCGUUCGCGCCGACAGCCGCGUCGGCCGUGGAGUACACGUCCACCAUGGGCACCGUGGACCAUCGGGAAAGCACGCGGACCGAUCGGUCGCCUCUGGUGAAGAUUCUCAAUGCCGAGGAGAUGCCGAGAACGACGCCCGCCGCGCCGUCGUCGACGAUUCCGCCGCGGACGACGACGCCUCCGAGUCUGACCACCGACCCGAUUUUCUCGCACUACAAGCAGCCGGCCAAACCGAUCCGCGGCCCGAUGUACCUCAUCAUACAGGGCCACUCGAAGGUGAAGACCUACGGGCCGACAAUCGCGAAGCACGACGCGCCGGUGGAGAACAACGAGAUAGCGGAGAGCGCGACCGAGCGGCAGCUGUCCAAGCUGGAACAGCUGAUCCACGACAACACGAAGAACGGCGCCGUCGACCUGGCCGCCGAGAAGAGGAAGCUCGAGGAGAAGGCGCGCGCCGAGAAGCUCGUCUCCUCGCGCCCGGAGACUCUCAUGAGCCUGGUCGAGAGCGGCCUGAGCGGCUUCACCGUGUCGCCCGCGACGGAGGAUGAGCGUCGCGCGUCCAACUCAGUCACGAGUAUCGAGAUUAAUUAAAGACCGGCGCCGUUCGCGACGGCUCUCCUAGCGAAGAGAACGAAGCUUGGCAAGCGGAUGCUAGGACGCUGAGGACGCCCGCGAGUUUAAGGAGUCCUCGUUGCGCGGCGGCAACGCGGCCGCCGUUUUCUAAGUAGGGAUGAAAUCUUCUUAGGAACGAAUUCGUUGCUUGUACGAUCGCGGCUCACACCGUGGGUCUUUGGAUGACAAGAAAAAAAAAAAAAGUAAAGUAAAAUAAAAUUGAUAGCGGAAAGAGUCGUCGGACACGCAAAUGGGCGUCGAAGUUUCAUGGCUGACCCUCGUAGUAUCUGUUUUUUUUUCAACGUGAGAGCUAUCUGGAGAGAUACGUGUAAAUUCAACACGCUGGCACGAAACGAGGUAUCGAGAAUUUACGUUAUUAUUUAUUUUAUUUAUCGUUCCGUGAUAUUGAGUGCCUCUAUAUAUGUUUUUUUUUUUCAAUUGCCGCUUCUGAUCAACCCGAGCGAUUUAUUAUAUUUUGUAGAUUUACAGAUAACGAUUGAAUUGCAUUACGAUGUGCAGAGACGGGCUACGAAUAUAUAUUUAUCAUAUUUAAUAAUUUAUUUAAAUUAUUGAGGAUAAUGCGAUGCUUGAUCGUUAGAUAUAGUUAUUACGAUUGUUAUAUAUUAAUGAAUAUUUUAUGAUUA